Messenger RNA from Limulus polyphemus (Atlantic horseshoe crab), 5979 nucleotides. RefSeq names its product secreted frizzled-related protein 5-like. Gene Ontology annotation, molecular function: Wnt-protein binding. Gene Ontology annotation, biological process: non-canonical Wnt signaling pathway; negative regulation of canonical Wnt signaling pathway; canonical Wnt signaling pathway. The transcript is spliced from 4 exons. The record is from RefSeq and is a predicted model, not a curated record. NCBI's taxonomy places the organism in Eukaryota, Metazoa, Arthropoda, Merostomata, Xiphosura, Limulidae. Bases 701 to 2005 code for a protein of 434 amino acids.
CCUCUUAAGAAUCAAAGUGCUGUGCUUUUACAUACAUAUAUGACUUCUCACAAGCGCUUGUAACUCGCAUAUUCCACGAAUGAAAACUUAAAAUAGUCUUGACUAGGGCAGCAAAUCUCCGUAGCGAUGGGAGUUAAACAAGUUUUUGUGAAGGCUUUGUUAAGCAAGACAGGUAUUCGGCAUUCCUAAGCAUGUUGAUCACUUCUCAUCAAAGACUAGAUUCAAUAUAAUGCUGAUCCUCCCAACGAGAGGCGACUUGGCUCGUGACUUUAAACCAGGUCGGAUUGGCUGGAGUAAGUCACGUGUUUCUUAUUCCAGCUGAAACCUAGUAGACAAGAGACCGCAGUAAAAUUUAACAGUUUUGAAUGUUGCGUUUGAAAGGUGAUGGUAAGAUAGAGAUGUGAUUUUAAAAUACAUAACACCAUUCGGAAGUGAACAUUAAAUGCCUCUUCUAGACAUUUCCGAGAGCUUCUGCUUAGUAUAUAAAGUGGACAAGGAAGGUAUGUGCUGUUAAUUCUAAGAAAUUAUUAAAGUUUACCCUUUUAACAUUGUUAUCAUAUCAUUAUCAGUUUAAGUCACGAUGAUUUGGUGAGUGUUUGAAACGGAAUAAACCCUAGUGCCAAACCAACGAAUUAAUAGCCACCUAGCCGACAUAAAAAAAAACAACAACAAAAAAACUAUCGGUGUUUAGUAUACUAGAAUGAGAAUGGAGCACGUGCUGUUCAUAGGGCUUCUACUGACCGGAGUCCACGUAAUGCAGACUUCAGCUUACUUGACCGACUGGAAUAUGGUAGGAAGUCGCUUGACCCAGCCUAUGUGCGUGGAUAUACCCCAGAAUUUGACCCUAUGUCACGGGAUCGGAUAUACACAGAUGAGAUUGCCUAAUUUACUGGGCCAUGAUACAAUGAUCGAAGUGGGUCAACAGGCCGGGCCAUGGGUUCCUCUGUUCAACCUCAAAUGUCACCCAGACACACAGCUGUUCUUGUGUUCCCUGUUCUCGCCAGUCUGCCUAGACCGACCAAUCUACCCUUGCCGCUCCCUGUGCGAGGCCGUCCGUAAAGGAUGUGAAAGAAGAAUGAAUACGUACGGCUAUCCCUGGCCGGACAUGGUCCGCUGUGAUCAGUUUCCGUUGGAUAAUGACAUGUGCAUCACCGUACAGUCUACUGUUGAGGGAGUUGUUAAAACAAGUGUCCAAAAAUUAGGAAACGAAGAGCUGAGGUUUAGAAAAGCCAAAAUUUUCAAAAUGAAAGAAGGGACGAUAUCGAAAUCUGAUCUAAAAGCCCCUGUCUUCGAACAUCCCAAUAUGUCUAGAUGCUGUGGUGAACUAAUUGAAAAACUUGACACUAGAGGGCGAGUCCUUGCAAUGGGGGUUAAAAAGAAGGGUAGUCUGUUUCCAACUUUGAUUAUACCAUGGGAGAAGACAAAUAAAGCUAUUCGAAAAGUCCAGAGGACCAUGAAAAAAUUUAAUUGCUCAAAUCCACAAGCUCUUUCCCGAACCAUGUUAACUAGAAGUAAGAUCCCAGUACGACGUUUUAGAAAAAUUAAACGGGCAAGAAGACCAAUACAGAAAAGAAGAGGAAAGAAGGAGAUACCAGACGUAAAACAAAGUGCUCCUGUGUGGUGCGCUGGAUGCAAGCAACCCCUGACACUACGAAACCUGCUAAGCAAGUUCUGUGCAGCAGACUUCGUGAUCAAGACGAGAAUUCGAAGAAUAAUAAACGACAAAAUGAAGUGUAGAAGAUCUCGAAUCCUGAGUUUCAAAGAAGAUUUGGUGGCCAGAGAGGAGUUGGCAGCCCCGACAUUCGUGCACCCCAACAUGACUGAUUGUUGUGGAGAGAUGUUGGACUCCAUGAAAGACAAAAAGAAUCGCGUUAUAAUAAUGGGUGACAAAAGCGAGACCGGACUGAAAACAAACCUAGUAAUACCUUGGGGAAAUAACACGAGGUUGAUUAAGCGUACGAUGAGAGUAGCGAAAAAGAAGAAAUGUCCGGAACAACUGAAAUAAAUGUGUUUGUGUGGUCUGAAAAUAGUUUUUGGUUAAUUCGAGAAUUUUGUUAAUUUUUUUUCCUUUUUUUUUUUUUUUGGUUAAUUCGCGGAAACAUUUUAAGUUGCCGGUUUCAAAAUAACCAGCGAUCUGAGUUGAGGAACUUGUAUUGUGUCCCAAGCUAUAUCAAUGAUGCCGAGAAGAAUUGUUUCAAAAAUGGACACUAAUACAAAUCUAUAAUUAACUUUUAGACUAAAUAAUAAGUAAACUGAAUUUAAAUGGCUUCCAAUUGGAAUUGAGAAAACAAACGCUGCUAAGCCUAGAUUUAGACUUUCAGUUAGAAAACGAAAUUGUUAAAAUAUAUUUCAAUGUUAGCACUUGCUGAAACAGAACAAAUUGAGUAAUGAAGUUGCACAAGGCUGUAUACGAGCUGUUCAAGUUGCACAAGGCUGUAUACGAGCUGUUCUCCUUUCUUGGACGAUUAAUCAUGAAUUUUGUGUAGUGUAUUCUUCCGCAGUAUUCAGACUUAAAUAGUAGUUCCUUUCGUUGUCGCUUCAGUUGAGUUGAUGCUUCAGCCCUGAUGCAGUUAACCCAUUGUAUGUUGUUUUUUUCCCCUUCAUUUGCUAAAAUAUACAGGUUUCUACGUACUAGUUAUAUGGCCAUCACAUUGUUCACUGUAUAUUAAGUGUAUUUGUAAUAAAAAAUACCGAGAGAGAGAGAGAGAGUAAAUCGUGCUGCUGCUACCGACCGGCUGCUAUUUAUCGGUAAAAUCUCCUUAAUAGCAUUGUCGGAAAUCAAAAUAUGGUUUCUGGUGAUUUUCAUGGGUGGUUCAGUCACACAAGUAUGAGAAAAUAAGAUUAUAUUUUUAAUUGUGUUCGGUAAACGCUUCCAACGUUUUAAAGUUUGCAAUCGUCUAUGAACGAUUCUGCAAGUGUUAAUUUUUUUCUAAAUUUUUGAGACCUUACGAUUUCUUUCAGAGUUUACGUGUACUUCGCUAUUUAGUGAAAUAAUUCAAUUUUGGUUCUACAACAACGAUGCUAAAACUGAGAAUACAAAAGUACAUAAAAAAAAUAUCCGAAUUUUUCAUAUUUAAAAAGAAGAAAAAUCUGUGGAUCGGAUGCUUUGUCCCCUAGCGGCGCUUUUGAAAACUGAUCUUUUAACAUUCAAGCUACUUCCCAGUAGCUUUUAGUAUUGUAGAUGUAGUUCGGAUGUGACAGAAGCAUGAAACUUUGCACAGACACCUUUUUAGGCUUAUAAAAACCAUAUUAUAAGGGGUGCCAUAUCCUACUAAAAAUAUAAGGAGAACCAUAAAACCAUUUGUAUAAAAUGAUAUAUGUUCUACCAAAACUGUGUGAUGUAUUACUUUGAUGUUUUUCAAAUUCUGUUGACAAUCAGAAGCAAGUUUUCUAAAACUAAAUUACUUCUAUAUUUUACAAACUUAGAAUAUAAAAUAAUGGUGAGAAACUCGCCAAAUUAAAAUAGUUUUAUUAGUAAAUAAAACACGAAAACAACGUUUCGGGCAACAUCUCUUUGUUAGGUUUCUAGUGAGAAUUGAGCUGUUAAUAGAAGGGUUAGGUUGAAAGAACACGUGGCUCGAGAACACGCGUAUAUUUUGACAGCUUUAUUCCGAACAAUGUGGUAAACACUCCCUAGAUUAAGCAUUAUGUUUACAUAUUGACGAAGCUAACCUUUCUUUCACUAAAGCGUAACGAAACUGUCUCGUUGAUAAACUCCUAAUAUAACUACAACUCUAUCAUUAAUAAAGUCCUAAACCGGGAAAAACGUGCAACCAAUGAAAAUAUGUAACAAAAUAUUCUCGUUAAUAAAAAUUCUAAGCAAUGACAAACAAGUAUCCAACAUAUAAAUAAUAUGAAUCUAAUGUAAAAAAAAAAAUUAUCAAGUCCAUUUUCCUUCAAUGUGAAUUAAAUGUAGUCCAUCUGCAGCCACAUUUUAAAAUGUUCCUUAUAAGUGUUUGCUGCUCAAAUGUUGAAGUACGCUUUUGGGGCUGGAGGCUUGUGGUCUUUCCCGGUAGAUGGCUCUCUUUGAAUGUUACAGGAAUGUUGUGUUCAAUGGAGAAAUACAGACAGCUCAACCUUUCAAUAGAUAUUUAAGCAUAUUAAAGUCAUAAUACAAAAUUACCUGUCAGUAGAUUGACAUUUAUACUAAUGUAAAUAACAGUAAUAUAAAUUAGUAAUAUUAAAGACUACUGUUACCUUUAAUGGAAGAAUGUUUGUAUUAGGGUUAAAACUUGUCACAUUUUGCAUAAACGCUUCUGUCUCAAUUUAUCGACAUUCCCCACAAGGGUAGUCUUGAAGACAGGUGAAUCUUUCUAAAUGGAAUAUGGGUGAGUUCGCGUGGCUUUGCAGUGGAGAUGAAGGCUUCUGUGAUUGUUGCCUUCUUGUCUUUUUGAAAAACUGUGAAGUUGUGUUGAAUCUGGUAAACGCAUGGAAAUUUGGUAAGGCUUAUGGACUUUGGUUUACUCAGGUUUUCAUAGAUGGUGUUGAUGUGUGUGUUUAAGUACUCACACUUGUUUUUCUGUGCCCAAGGCCAUCCAUAAAUCUGUACUGGGACACAGAGUGCAGAGGUUGAAGAACUUCCACUACCACCAAAAUAAUGAGAAUUCUACCUAUAUAUUACGUGAUGUUUCUUCUCUGGAGCAUUUGGAAUUCUGGAGUCAGCCUCUUCAUGAUCGCAAUGAAGCCCAUGCUGACUGGAUCUUCUAGUUCCAACAGACCGACCUAUAAUGCAAAACUGAAGCUUAUACGAUGUUUACAAAACAUAUUUAGAGCCUCUUGGCUUCCCCCAAAAAGUGACACCCCAUCCAGUAUUGCUUUGUAUUCUCUAGAAGAUGCCUGUGCGAAGUUUCACCUGUUUCAUAAUUUUGAAAGAAAUGUGACCUGAGCAAGUAGGUGUUGUUGCCAAUGGAGUCUACACAACAAAACAAAUGCACAUUUUCUGUGGCAACCUUUAAUUUCUAAAUCAUCUUUGUUAUCAGCCAUUUAUUUUAUGUAACCCUAUAUUUUGUUUUCAUGAAUUAAUUCGUUGAAGAAACUGGUAUUAUGUCUUAUUUAGUGCCUGCUUAAUGAGAGCUAUGUUACCUUGUAUAUAAUGUGAUGAAAAUAGUUGAAGUGUUACAGUGAGUUAUGUAAGUUGAUAACUUGCCUGAACUUAAACAAACAAAAAAAAAUCUUUGGGUUUGUAGGAUAAGAUAGUAAUCUAAUAAUUUCUGUAAACAACCUACGUAGAUUAGUGUGAAUCCAGCUCCUUGCUGGUGGUUGUGAUAUUUGAAUUACACCAAUCCCCCUUACUAAUUAACAUAAUUGUGAAUUCCUAAAGUUAGUGAAGAGAUUGAAGCUGAGAGAACCAGAUUAAGUGUCCUCAAGAAAUUGCAAAGUCCCCUAGUGAGAAAAAUGACCUGUGCCUGCCCCACGAUAUUGAACAGUUUGUCAUCUAGUAACCUGCUUGAGAAGGAUCUGGCCUGUCAGAAAAUGGGGCUCGGCUUUGUCCCAAAGUAGGGUUUAGACCUGUCGCAAACUGGAGCUCGGCCCUACCCCAAAAUAGGGAUUAGACCUGUUACAAAAUGGUCUUAGCCUUGUUCAAAACUGGGUGUUAAACUUGCUACAAACUGGAACUUAGUUAUGUCGCAAACCGGGGAUAAGCCCUGUCCGAAACUGUGGUUUAGACUUGUCACAAAAUGGGGCUCAGCCCUGUCCCAAAUUGGGGCUUAGACUCGUCACAAACUGCUCUAGUUUCAUCCAUGUGUGCCAUAUAUAUAGGUAGAUAGCAAAUAUGAACGCGAUUAGUUUGUUUUGUAUUUCCUAUCCAUUUUUUUCUGUAUCGCACUUGUGCUUAUUUGAACUUAUUGUCGUCAACUUUAAAAAGUAAAUAAUUUUAUAUUAGCAAUAGCUUUUGGUGUAAUAAUAAUUCUGAGUUCCUUUGUGGUUAGAAAAUCUACAUGUAGCUUGCAUGAGUAAAUGAUACAGUUAUCAGAAAAA